This is a messenger RNA of Trichoplax adhaerens, 1539 nucleotides long. RefSeq lists its product as uncharacterized. The transcript is spliced from 5 exons. Gene Ontology annotation, cellular component: membrane. Gene Ontology annotation, molecular function: heparin binding; transition metal ion binding. The coding region runs from base 1 to 1539 and encodes 512 amino acids. NCBI's taxonomy places the organism in Eukaryota, Metazoa, Placozoa, Uniplacotomia, Trichoplacea, Trichoplacidae. The record is from RefSeq and is a predicted model, not a curated record.
AUGGCCCAAUAUAUGCCAAUAACUACAGCAAUUAUUUGGUCAAUGGAACAAAUCUCCUUCUGUAUUGUUGAAAAAGAUCCAUACGUCCUUCGCGUGACCUUUAAUUGCAAUAAGGUCCCCAAGUAUUAUGAUCUUGUGUCCAAAGACUUUGUUGACGAUAAAAGUGGUAUUGCUCAAUGCCCAAAGAAUAAAACAGAGAUUCUAGACUAUUGUCGCAAGGUUUAUAAAGAUUAUGACAUCGUCAAUAUCGUUCAUGAGAAUAUGUAUCAGCACUUUAAUAACUGGUGCGAUAAUGAACGCAAAAUGUGCUAUUUCAGCGGUACAAGUAGGGUUUACCGAUGUGUCGUUGGGCUCUUUUUUGGUCAUGCCGUCUCAGUUCCAGAAGAUAAGCAUUGCAAGUUUGAUUUCGUCAUGAAUCAUACAGGUCCUUGUAAGGAUGAAGAUAUUUGGGUCAAAAUCGCUCAUGACAAGUGCCGUGCGACAGGAAAGAAUAAAGUGAUCCACGAAUACUCUCCGCUAGAAUAUCAAACACCCACUUUAAGUAAAUGUAGCGCUGAUCAAUACCAAGGCAUCCAGUUUAGCUGCUGUAACGCGGACAAACCUAAAUCAAAUCAUUCCCAUCACAUCAAUUUCUUCCCCAACGGUAUAUGUGAUUCCAAAACUUUUAGUCACGUUAGAACUUCACUAUUGAAACGAAGAAAUGAAAAACUACAGCAUACACUAAUGCACUUAAAAAAGAAGGAGAAAGCAUCGCUAUCGCUUCGAAACACUACAGCAAAAAGUUUUCUAUCUGAGACCCAAAAGCUUUUGUUGAUUUUACAUCGGCAACACUACGUAUGCGCCUACAAGGUAAUUAGUAAUAAGAAGAGCAAAAUUUUGGAAGCCUUGACCAAGAUUCUCAACCAAAGUAACAUCAAUAAAGCCAAAUUGAUGAGAGCAGUUGAAAAAGUUAUGCGAGUUUUCGGCCACGAACACCACUUUUUGAUCAGGCAAUUUUCCCAUUUCAAGCAUUUAUCACCAAAGGAAGCACCGAUACGACGCGCUCAAGAUUUAAGGCGUUUACAGAUUAUACAUCAAGCAUUGGCAGAUGUUACCAAUAUUCUACAGCAGUUCCCGGAUCUCCAAAGUAUGGUUCGUAACUUCAAGAAGACUCUUAUUAUACCAGCAUUAAUGUUUCCCCCAACUCACCAUAAUACUGAUGGAAGUAUACCAAACAUGAAACCAGGAAAUAAUCAAAAUCAUAAAGUCCCUGAUCAUGUUGGAAAUACAAAUGGUAUAGGAAACGCUGAUCGCGAACCUGUUCCUGAUACCGAUAAAAUUAGCGAUAAAAAAGGCAUUUCAACAACUGCUAUCGUAAUCAUUGCUGGUGGCUGUGCUAUUAUCCUGGUUGCCACCGUCAUUAUCGCUGCAGUAAUCAUGAAAUCAAACAAGGAACCGGAGAAUCCUAUGAAGGUUCCACUUACCAACGAUUUUGAUCCUAAAGACGAAGUAAAGAUCAAAUGUAACUCUAAAUAUCAAUUUUAUGACCCUAAUAUAUAA